CGUCUGGAAGACAUUCAGAAGUGAGGACUCCAGUCUAAGGCUCGGGAGAGAGAUCUGGGCUGGAGAUGGAGUUUGGGAUGCCGCAGAGCAUCAGUGACCCCCGGAGCUGCAGGAGCGAGGAGGCUCACCUGCAGCCUCUCUGGAUGGGGGUGAAGCGGAGUCUUCAGAGCGGGGGCACCUUGCUGGGCCUCUUGGGCAACGUCUUGACGAUUCUCUCCACUGCCACCAACUACUGGAACCACUCUACUGGGGGCCACAGCGGCCUGUGGCAGGAGUGCAACGGCAGCCUCUGCUCCAACAUCCCCUGCCAGACCAUGCUGGCAGUGACUGGGGCGUGCAUGGUGCUGGCCGCCGGCUGCGGCAUCGUGGGGUUGGUGAUGGGGCUGCGGAUUCUGUGCCAGGAGGGCAACUCGCGGGGCCAGACCACGAGCGCCAUCUUCUUCCUCUGCGGCCUGCUGCUGCUGAUCGCCUUGACAGGCUACACGGUGAAGAACGCGUGGAAAAACGACAUCAUCUUCUCCUGGUCCUAUUUUUUGGGGUGGCUGGCCUUACCCUUCUCUGUUCUUGCGGGCUUCUGCUUUCUGCUGGCGGAUAUGAUCGUGCAGGGCACGGAUGCCAUCAGUGGAUUCCCCGUGUGCUUGUGACCGCAGCCUGCCUGGGGUAGAAUAAAGGACGCGCUUCCGCCGCCGCAGCUCCGAGUGUCUUUCUGGGGACGUGAGGACGCGGGCACGGGCGACAUGAACGGACGUGGGAACAUGUACAAGAACAGGGACUCGGGCACAGGGGUACAUGGAGGCUCAGGGAGGAAGAACAUAGGAUAUGAACCUAUAGGGAACGUGGGGCCAUGGGGGGGGACGGGCAAGGAAACACGAGCAUGGAGUGGACAAGGGACACGGAUUUGGAGGGGAACGGGGACACAAGGGGAGUGGGGUCAGGAGGGGACAUGUGCACAUAGAAGGGAUGUAGGGACAGAGAUAUGAGGGAAAGUGGAGACACGGACAAGGGAGGACGGAUAUGGAGGGAGGUAGAGGCGUGAUCAUGGGACAAGCAACGUGGAGAAAAUGGGGGGACACGGACACAGGAGGACUCAGAGGCGUGGGGACACGGGCACUGCGUCUUGGAGCGGCGAGGAGGAGGUAGGGAACUGGAGGAGCGGAUAGGUCCGAGGGCGUUGGGAAAGGUUCAGGACA
This is a messenger RNA of Equus quagga, 1190 nucleotides long. RefSeq names its product claudin domain containing 2 (gene CLDND2). Lineage: Eukaryota; Metazoa; Chordata; Mammalia; Perissodactyla; Equidae. Bases 66 to 644 code for a protein of 192 amino acids. The transcript is spliced from 5 exons. The record is from RefSeq and is a predicted model, not a curated record. Gene Ontology annotation, cellular component: plasma membrane.